Phytophthora sojae is the source of this 2697-nucleotide messenger RNA. RefSeq lists its product as hypothetical. The coding region runs from base 1 to 2697 and encodes 898 amino acids. Gene Ontology annotation, biological process: protein phosphorylation. The transcript has a single exon. Gene Ontology annotation, molecular function: protein kinase activity; ATP binding. Lineage: Eukaryota; Oomycota; Peronosporomycetes; Peronosporales; Peronosporaceae. The record is from RefSeq and is a predicted model, not a curated record.
AUGGUGGUGCUUCUCGUGAGCUACGGCUCCAUGUGCGCGCUGUCGGGGGCACUGAUCAUCUACAUGCGGCACAACCGCCACGUAGCGCUGAAAGGAGACUCGGAAGCUUCACGCAAGACGCUGCUACCGGCGUUCGAGCCUCUGCUGUGGAUCUUGUGCGCGGCGACGGGGUUGUACUCGCUGUACUUUAUGAUCGCGCUGAUCGCCAAGAGUUACGCUGCAAACUCCGGGUCUGUCGCCACGGAGGCAUUGAGCGCUGGGCGUCACUUUGUGCUGGAGCUGGCGCUGAUCUUCAUGCUUCAAAAGAGCGUGUCGCUGCCGGCGUUGGUGCGUUCCAUUGCCAUCACGGGGUUCCUGGCCUGCUACGCGCUUCCGUUUGUGUGGUACACGACGGUCAACGGCGACGACGAAGACUCGAGUGGGAACUACUGGAUCGUGGCCAUCGCCCGCCUGCUGCUCUUCGUGCUGUACAUCUACGUCUUCGUGCGACCACCGGCCCGAGCCAGCAAGCGGACGCUGCGUGAAUUUUGCGCCUUCGCCAUGGUGUACCAGACCCUCGAGUUCGCCUACCACACGGCGUUCAACCAGAAGAACGUCCACCUGGGGUUCGCGCUCAUCUACGCACACGUGUUGUGGGGCUCGCUGUGUCCGUUCUUCGUGUGGAGACUGCUGAAAGCUGACACGGAGCAUUGGCGCGGACUCGGACAGCGUGCAGUUGGUCUCCAAGCACUCUUCCGUAAGGGAAAUAUUCACGAACGCGUGUCGUCGCAGGGUCUUCACGUGCUGAUCGAGAUGCACCGCAAGUACAUCAUCGACUUCUCGGUGCUUGCCAUCAAGCAGCGCAUCGGAGUGGGCUCGACUGCCGUGGUGUACAACGGACUGCUGCACUCCAAGACCCCGGUCGCGAUUAAAGUGUACACACCGUCAAGCGUGACGGAAGACACGGUCGCCGAGUUUUCGCACGAAGCUGCGCUCUGUGGCGCGUUGAAUCACCCGAACAUCGUCAAGUUCUUCGGCAUGUGCGUGUCACCACCGACAAUCUGCUUGGUGUCCGAGCUGUGCGUGGGGAGUCUGGAUGUGGUUGUAUUGGCGUUGGCUCGACGACAGCAGCAGGCUCGGCGUCAGCAAUUCCUGUUCAACUUGGGCUACAUGAUCGAUGCUGCGCGCGCUGUGGCUUACCUGCACAGCUUCUCUCCGGCCUUCGUCCACCGCGACAUUAAGCCGAGCAAUUUUCUGGUGGAUGUCGAAGGGAAUGUCAAGCUCACGGACUUCGGCGAGUCCCGCAGUCUGCCGAAAGCCAACAUCACGUGGGAGGUGAGCAGUCUCAAUGACGCUAAGAAUGCUGGAAUGGUGCCUUCUUCUGUACCUGCCGUCGGUGCCACUGCCGCGACUUCGAGCAGCUCGACUAUUGAUGCUGAACACUAUCAGGAGUAUCCCGACUCCACAACCAGCAGCGCACAAGGCGCGAGAAUCACCCCUCCUACACCCCCUCACACUCCAAGUGGUGGAUCAAGGACUGCACCUGUGCAAUUCCCAUCAGCUGCACGAAAGACAGUGCCUGAAAUGACGGUGAAAGGCACGGUCGACUACAUGGCGCCGGAGAUCAUCAAUGGACGUGCCGGAGUCGCCUCCUACGGAGAAUCUGCCGACGUGUACUCGCUGGCCAUCACGAUGUGGGACAUCCUUAACCCUGGAGCCGAGAAGUACCCGGGUACGAACAACAACCACCUGCGCGUCCUCGAGUCCGUCAUUGCCGGCACAAGACCGGAGCUGGACACCCAGCUGCAUGCUGGUCUGGCUGAGCUCAUCACAACCUCGUGGCACGUAGACGCUCGCAUGCGUCCUUCGGCUCAGAAGAUUGUCUUGGCUCUCGAGCGCAUCCAGGAGGAAGUUUGCUCGGUGUUUGCUUUUGAGCUGUGCGAGGAGAUUGAGAACGACGCGACUAUGAUGAAGAGUGGCGGGGCUGGCAACUUGUCCAAGAGUUUCUCCGGUGAGUUCGCGACACGGAAGAUGCAGGACAUUGAGGCUGUGGCAUCCGUCGGGGAAGGUAUUCGACUGGGCAACAUGUUCAUGAAUGCCGGCUUCCUGCACCACCUCAAACACUCGCAGCCGUUCAAGAGCUGCGAGGACCUGUACUACUUCGACGAAGACAACAUCAACUUCUGCCAGCCGUUCGUGGUGCUCGACGGACCCGCAAGUAGAAGCGGAGUCGGCAGCAACAACGCCGCCGCCACUCGACGUCCAGGAUCUACACUGGGGGCUCCCCUACCUUCGCAGUUGGUGCAAUCCCCGGGCUGGUUCAAGAGCUUGCAGCGACAGCACCAGCCGUCGGACCCGACUCCCCCAUUGGCGACCACUUCAACUUCAACUUCGAUCACCGACUCCAAGCGCUCCGAAUGGGACGCCAACACUGCCACCGACUCGCCCCAGAAUGACAGCGACACGGCCUUCGUGGAGGCCGUCAGCAACGGCACCACCGAGGCCGAGGAGUGCGCGUGCCGGAAGCUCGGGGAGCGCCCCAACACCCGCAAGCCGACCCGCCACCGGUUCCGGCGCAAGUACCGCGCCAUCCCGGAGGACAAUAUUCUGACGGCCAAUCUGCUGCAGGAGGAGGACCUCACUUCAACGCAGGACCGCCAUCUGUUGGACGAGUUCGACGACGCAGGACCCGCCAGUGUCCUCCUGCACAAGAAUUAG